AUGUUCAACGACGACAAUGAGGUGAACCUGAAACAAGUCGAAAAUAAGUUCGGCAACAUAGAAAACAUACAAAUUCUACAUGAUGACAUGAUAAUUAUGGGGAAAGACAGAGAAGAACAUGAUAGAACAGUUGAACAAGUGCUCAAGCGAGCUAAAGAGAUCAAACUCCUGAAGUACUCUCUUAAUGUCUACUAUGUCCCUGGUAAAGACAUUCACUUCGCAGACAUGUUAUCCCGGUCCACUCUAAAAAUUGAGACUAGUGACCCAGAAAUGCUGGAGAUGGUACAUUCUGUUAGUAAACAUCUCCCCAUGAGUAUCGAAAAACAAACUGAGUUACGAUUAGCCACUAGCAACGACUCAACUCUAAGAAAAAUGUUUGACUAUUAUUUCAAUGGAUGGUCAAAAAAAAAACACAUCCCAGAUGAAUGUAAACCCUUCUAUAAGAUGAAAGACGCUAUCUACGUUGAAGCAGGUAUAGUUUUCUAUGAGGACAAAAUCAUUGUACCAAAAUCAAUGCAGAAACAGAUAAUUGAAACACUGCACAACAAGGGCCAUCUUGGUACCAGAAGGACCAUAAACAAGGCAAGAAAACUUUUUUAUUGGAUAAAUAUGACCACCGACAUCACAAACUACAUAAAACAAUGUCGAGUAUGUGAAAAAUAUAUGCCACGAAACCGCAAAGAACCUAUGAUGCCACACACAAUUCCCAAAUUGAGGUUUAACAAAGUAGCAUGCGACAGUCUCGAAUAUGGCAGCAAACCUUAUUUAGUCACAGUCGACUACUUUUCCCAUUGGAUGGAUCUUGUACCUCUUCAGGACAAAACCUCAAGGGCAGUAAUUGAUGCAUUUCAGAAUCUCUUCACCAAGUUUGGAUACCCACAAUUUUUAAUCACUGAUAACCUGCCCUUUAUUUCCCAAAGAUGUCUAAACUACUACAGAGAGAAAGACAUCACAGUAUCAACGUGUACUCCAGAAUGGCAUCAAAGCAACGGGCUUGCCGAGAAAGCUGUAUAUACAGCAAAACAAAUUUUGAGAAAAGCAACAGAGGAAAAGGUUGACUUUCGCGAUUUUCUUUUCGAAUAUAACAACUCAGAAAUUACAAGCCUCAAAUCAUCUCCUGCGGAAAUACUCCAAAGCAGAACACUGCGUGAUCAACUACCAACAUCAAGCAGUAGUUUGGAACCCAGAAUCCAAAAUCACAUUUUUGAAACUCUGGGUCAACAACAAAAAAAGGUCAAGGCAAAUUAUGAUAAACGAGCUCACAAAAAGCCUGCCACUUUUCAAAAAGGGGAUAGAGUCGUUAUCAAAACCAGUAAAGAUCCCAUUUGGCACAAAGCCAUUGUUAUUGAGAAAGCUACUGAACCCAAGUCGUACUGGGGACAUCACACACGCGCUGUGGUUUCGAUAGUUGCUGAGAGGACGAACGAUAUAGUACAAAUUAAAUCUACUUUAUUCGCUGCUCCUGAUGGUGCGCCAUCUCCGUAUUCUCUGGAUUCUGCUGAGAUCUUUGAGCGAGUCAAACGUUCUUACAACAUAUUGCUCAGAAAUGUAUCUGAAUCUGACACAGAGGAAAGUGAGUGUAUUGAUAAGUCAAUAAAGAAAGAAAGGCGUAAUCCACCCCACCUACGUCUGCUUAUGGUUUCCUUUUGGAACAACGGAGUAGUCGAAACGUUACUUAGGAAUAAGAAGAAACUUCUCAAUUCUGGAGAUUUUAGGAGCGUACUAGUUUCGGUCGACAAGACUCCUCAGCAGUUGUCAGCUCGGAGUCAACUCCAACUUAAAGUGAAGGACCGCGAGACGUCCUGA
Coccinella septempunctata (seven-spotted ladybird) is the source of this 1806-nucleotide messenger RNA. RefSeq lists its product as uncharacterized. Gene Ontology annotation, biological process: DNA integration. Gene Ontology annotation, molecular function: nucleic acid binding. NCBI's taxonomy places the organism in Eukaryota, Metazoa, Arthropoda, Insecta, Coleoptera, Coccinellidae. The coding region runs from base 1 to 1806 and encodes 601 amino acids. The transcript has 4 exons. The record is from RefSeq and is a predicted model, not a curated record.